Messenger RNA from Lactuca sativa (garden lettuce), 779 nucleotides. Lineage: Eukaryota; Viridiplantae; Streptophyta; Magnoliopsida; Asterales; Asteraceae. The record is from RefSeq and is a predicted model, not a curated record.
CAUUGGUAGGGCCGCAUAAAGAUUAUCUACACGCUUUCCGCGUAGUAGUACCCAUGGAAAGAAACGUGGCAUCCAUGAAUUAAUCAACCAAAACAAGCUAAUUACAUAUGAACUGCUCCUCCCUCUACAAUCUACAUCAACAAUGAUUUUACCUCGAAAAUCUCAAGUACAGAAGGUGAUCAAGUGGUGGCAGAAGUUCACUAUCUAUCUUCGAAAAAUUUGGAUCCGUGUAGCUGUGCGUUUCGGAGUUCCAAAAUCCGGGCUGGGAAGGCUACACCAUGAGAUUAUGAGAUGUGAAUACGAGGACGUACAUGUACUUUGGAAGUUGUUGAAGGAAAAUGAGAAAGGGCUCUCAGGAGAUCUUAGAAGCAAGAAAAAUAGAACUUGUUCGAAAUUGGUGCAUUGGGUUGGCCGUAGAUCACCAUUCAUGAGAUUUUGAUGUUUUUCUGCUCUCUGUCAAUGGAACAAACAAAGAUAGUGUUGGAUGAGUUGGUUUGAUUUUAGUGAUUUCUUUUUUAUCAUAAAUGAUAGAUAACUAUAUUGAGUCAACGAUGAAUAUAUCAGGAGAUUUAGAGCUGAUAUCUAUUCCACAUUAUUUUACAUUUUUGAAUCUUUGUGAACAAUUUGGUCAUUUACAAAUGAUUCUAUUUUUUUUUUUUUAAAAUCAAGUUAUUAAGUACUUUGGUGUUAGAACCUAUGGUUAUUAUUUAAGAAAAAACGAUAACUAUGAUCAACAUGUUUAUCUUUCAUAAAUCUUCAAAUAAUCAUAUUUGUCCAAA